AUGGGAAUUGCUGAACUCCUGAAAAUUGUUGAAAAAGCAAAAGAAAAAAAUAUAAAUCUAAUAAAAUUUAAAGGUGAAACUUUAGCUGUUGAUGCAAGUUGUUUUAUAUACAAAGGAUUAUAUUCACAAUCAGCAGAUGAUCUUAUGGGAAAGAAAUCUACUAAGUGUUUAGACUAUAUUUUAAAAACUGUCAAAAUUAUAGUAAAUGCAGGUAUUCAUGCCGUUUUUGUAUUUGAUGGACAAAUGUUACCAUCAAAAAAGGUAACAAAUGAUAAAAGAAUUGCAGACAGAGAAGAGAGAAGGAAAGAAGCUAUUGCACUGCUUAAAAUGGGAAACAAAGAAGAAGCAUUGAAAAAAUUUCGCGGAUCAUAUUCUAUUUCUAAGGAAUGUCAAGCUGAGUGUAUCGAAGUUUUAUCUGGAAUUAAAGGUGUUGAUGUUAUAGUUGCGCCUUAUGAAGCAGAUGCAGAGUUAACUUUCCUUGUUAACUCGGGUUUGGCUUAUGCAGCCAUAACUUUGGAUUCAGAUCUUCUUGCCUUUGGAUGUAUGCGUGUUAUAUAUAACUUAAACGUUGACAGUGCAAUGUGUGAAGUAAUACAAUUUCCUAAUAUACGAAGUUGUUUUUCCCAAAGAUUACAAAGCUCUUUUAAUAGUGAAUUAUUGAGAUACAUGUGUAUUUUAAGAGGGUGUGACUAUUUUGGUGGUUUAAAAGGUAUGGCCUUCAAGAAUGCAGAAAAAUUCUUUUCAAUAAUAAGUGAUAGAAAUCCGAAGACAUUUAUCAGGCAUAUCAAAAGUGUUACUAAAAUCAACGUUCCAAAUAUUGAAAUAUUUGUGAAUGAAUUUAUUCGUGCCAAUAACACUUUCUUGUAUCAAAUUAUUUUUGAUCCAAGGGAUGGAUGUCAAAAGCCAUUAAAUCCUUAUCCUGAAGAUUUAAUUAAAGAAUUUGGUAGUCAAAAUAGUAUCGUUGAUUCUUUGGAAAGUGAUAGUUUCUUCUGGUACGCAGGUAAAAUUUAUCCACCUGAUAUUGCUAGGUUGCUAGCGGUUGGUAACCAAUUUGAAGAAAUUUUAAAAAAUAAUAUACGGUUUAAAAUUCCGCAGAAUGUUUCUUUUAAAUCAAUUUGGAAAUAUUUAACUGGAGGACGUUCACCAUUGAGAAUAAAAAGAGAGCCUUCGACGUGUUCUUUAUCACAAAGUUUACCCAGAAAACGUAGAAAUUCUUCUAAUAUUGCUGAAGAAAGUGAGAUAAUUUCUUCUAAACGUUGUUUGAUGUCUAAUACCCAAGUUUUUGGUCAAGAUGAUUCCAGCAAAGAAAACAAUAAAUUAACUAAUUCGGAAGGAAAUACAAUUUAUGACAAACAACAACAUUUAAAAAUAGAAUUAAUAUCUCAAAAUAAACAGAAAAGUCCAUUAAAUGAGUUGCAAAGGGUUAAUUCAAAUUCCAAAGUUAGAAAGAUAAUCAUAAGGGAAAGCAAGUACUUUAAAAGUACAUCGGAAAAUGUGGAAACUAAGUUAUUCAAGGAGGACGUUAGUUCAAGCAUUUUAUAUAAUCGUAUAACCGCUAAACCAAAUUUUACCAGAUCUCAAGAACGUAGAUAA
Molecule: messenger RNA, 1593 nt
Organism: Strongyloides ratti
Lineage: Eukaryota; Metazoa; Nematoda; Chromadorea; Rhabditida; Strongyloididae
Product: Exonuclease 1
Exons: 2
Coding region: 1-1593 (530 amino acids)
Biological process (GO): mismatch repair; DNA recombination
Cellular component (GO): nucleus
Molecular function (GO): metal ion binding; 5'-3' DNA exonuclease activity; 5'-flap endonuclease activity
Source: RefSeq, a predicted model, not a curated record